Molecule: messenger RNA, 1776 nt
Organism: Momordica charantia (bitter melon)
Lineage: Eukaryota; Viridiplantae; Streptophyta; Magnoliopsida; Cucurbitales; Cucurbitaceae
Product: pentatricopeptide repeat-containing protein At2g03380, mitochondrial
Biological process (GO): RNA modification
Molecular function (GO): protein binding; RNA binding
Source: RefSeq, a predicted model, not a curated record
AUGGUUAAUGGGUAUCUGCAAAAUGAGCAUUAUGUUGAGAGUAUCGAGUUAUUUAAGAUUAUGGGUCGGUGUGAUUUGGAGUUUGAUAGUUAUACUUGUAAUUUUGCUCUUAAGGCGUGCACGUUCUUACUGGAUUAUGAAAUGGGGAUGGAAGUGAUUAGAUUAGCUGUGUAUAUGGGGUGGGAUCGAGGUAAGUUUUUAGGAAGUUCAAUUUUGAAUUUUUUAGUGAAAACUGGUGAUAUUAAGGGUGCACAAAAGUUUUUUCAUCAAAUGCUUGGAAAAGAUGUUGUCUGCUGGAAUGUGAUGAUUGGUGGGUUCAUGAAGGAAGGCUUGUAUAGUGAAGGUUUUAGUGUGUUUCUUGAUAUGCUUUUUAGCGGAAUUGAACCUACUGCUGUGACCAUGACAAGCCUGAUUCAAGCCUGUGGGGAGACAGGAAAUGUAGAGUUUGGAAAAUGUAUUCAUGGCUACAUUCUUGGAUUUGGAAUGAGUAGUGAUACAAGGGUGCUUACCUCAUUGAUUGAUAUGUAUUGUAAAACGGGUGACAUCAAAACUGCUCGAUGGAUUUUCAAUUCCAUGCCCUUGAGAAAUUUGGUGUCUUGGAAUGCUAUGAUUUCGGGUUACGUUCAAAAUGGUUUGCCUCUCGAAGCAUUAAAUCUCUUUCGGAUGUUGGUUACAAGUGAUGGAGGUUUUGAUUCAGCUACCAUUGUUAGCCUCCUCCAGGUUUGUUCUCAUGCAGUGGAUUUGGAUGGCGGGAAGAUUCUCCACGGUUGCGUCUAUCGAAGUGGACUUGAUUUGAAUUUGAUUUUGUCUACCGCAAUUGUUGAUCUUUAUGCUAAAUGUGGAUCCUUGGCAUAUGCAUUUUCAUUUUUCCAGAGAAUGAAAAGUAAGAAUGUGAUAUCAUGGACUGCCAUGCUUGUGGGAUUGACACAGAAUGGGCAUGCUAGAGAUGCCCUGAGGUUAUUUAAUCAGAUGCAAAACGAGAAGGUUAGUUUCAAUGCUCUUACCUUAAUUAGUUUAAUGCACUGCUGCACGCUCCUCGGCUCAUUAAAUAAAGGGAGAAGUGUGCAUGCUAUCUUGAUUCGUUUCGGUUUUUCUUCUGAUGCUAUCGCUACGACAGCCCUCAUUGAUAUGUAUGCAAAGUGCAGCAAAAUAGACUCAGCUGAGAAGGUAUUCAAGUAUGGUUUUUUUACACCCAAGGAUGUGAUUUUAUAUAACUCAAUGAUUUCGGGCUAUGGAACUCACGGUCUUGGACAUAAAGCACUGUGCGUCUACCGUGAAAUGGAACGAGAGGGACUUCAGCCAAAUGAGAGCACUUUUGUUUCCCUGCUAUUUGCUUGUAGCCAUUCAGGCCUGGUGGAAGAAGGAGUCUCUUUGUUUAGCAGUAUGAAGAAAGAUCAUAACAUAACGCCUACUGAUAAGCUUUACGCUUGUUUUGUUGAUCUUUUGAGUCGAGCAGGACGUCUUCGGCAAGCUGACGCAUUGAUCAAUCAGAUGCCAUUCAUUCCAACCAGUGGUAUACUUGAAACUCUGCUGAAUGGAUGUCUGAUGCACAAGGACAUUGAAUUGGGUGUAAAAAUUGCUGACAGAUUACUCUCCUUGGAUUCUAAAAAUUCCAGCAUCUACAUUACCCUGUCGAAUAUAUAUGCCGAAGCAAGGCAAUGGGAUUCAGUAAAGUAUGUUAGAGGACUCAUGCUCGAGCAGGAGCUCAAAAAGAUUACGGGAUAUACCUCAAUUGAAGUAAGUCUAGAGUGCAUGAAUGAGAGGCCUUAUCGAUAG